Molecule: messenger RNA, 6165 nt
Organism: Spodoptera frugiperda (fall armyworm)
Lineage: Eukaryota; Metazoa; Arthropoda; Insecta; Lepidoptera; Noctuidae
Gene: Ndae1
Product: sodium bicarbonate cotransporter 3
Exons: 16
Coding region: 290-3904 (1204 amino acids)
Biological process (GO): bicarbonate transport; transmembrane transport; regulation of intracellular pH
Cellular component (GO): plasma membrane
Molecular function (GO): solute:inorganic anion antiporter activity; sodium:bicarbonate symporter activity; monoatomic anion transmembrane transporter activity
Source: RefSeq, a predicted model, not a curated record
UAUCAAGUCAGACAAGCGUCUCUGGAACCCGCGGCGGCCGCGUCGCGCGUAAUUCAACUUGCAUCCUUAUCCAAACAAAACAUUUGUGUGUAAAAGAAACAGUGGCUUUAUUUAAAAAAUAUUAAAGUGUUUGAGUAAAUUUUGUGGGUGACUUUUUGAGUAAUACUGUGUUUUAAGUUUCAGUAGUUUUGUGUCAUAAAAUCAAAGUUUUAAGUUUUCUGGGUGUGAUCGUAAUGCAGAUUUUGUAAUCAGGUGAAACGAGCCGCCUACGGGCAUAAGACCGUGGACGAUGGAGACCAGAGCUGAUGAUGACGAGGCGCCCACAGACCCAGCGGCGAGGAAGCUCACACACCAUGACUACACAGAACUGGACUUUGAAGGUCACCGCGCCCACACCGUGUUUGUCGGCGUCCACGUGCCAGCUCGAAGACAUUCCCAUAGGAAGCACAAACAUCAUCACCGCAAUGGAGAAAAAGAUGUAGAGAGACCAGGGCCGGGGUUAAUGACACGAGUUAGAAGAUUAAGCGUCACUGAUGACGGCGAGACAUUAACACCACCAGCGCAAAGAGUACAAUUUAUACUCGGUGAAGAUGUCGACGACUCCACACUCGAGUCCCACCCUCUAUUCUCCGAAAUGGAGGAACUGGUUAAAGAAGGUGAUGAACUGGAAUGGAAAGAGACUGCCAGGUGGAUAAAAUUCGAAGAAGACGUCGAAGAAGGUGGAAACCGAUGGUCGAAACCUCACGUAGCAACAUUAUCACUUCAUUCUCUCUUUGAACUACGAAGUUUGAUACUCAAUGGAUCAGUCAUACUGGAUAUGGAGGCGAACUGCUUGGAACAGGUUGCGGAUAAUGUACUAGAUAAUAUGGUAGCCGAUGGUGGCAUAGGAUAUGAUUGCAGAGAGAAAGUCAAAGAUGCUUUAUUGAGGAGACACAGGCAUCAACACGAAAGACGAAACCACCACAACAACAUGUCAAGACUCCCUCUAAUUCGGUCACUAGCUGAUAUUGGACGAAACCAUUCAUCAUGUAAAAAUUUCCAGGAAGGUGGCUCUCGACGCUCCAGUUCGAGGAGUUGUCGGGGGUCCACCUCAUCUCCUCACACCGCUCUUCUUCAAGCGUCAGACGCCAGAGGUUCUUAUCUGGCAGUUCCAGUUGAAGAAGGCGGUUCUACAAGCGGCCACUCUUACAAAGGAGAAUUCAGUCGUUUCCUAGGCAUCCCUAGCGCGGGUGCUGCACAUGAUGAUGGCAUGGUGAAGAGUCCCAGCAGUAUAUCAAUGCAACGGAACCAUAGCUCUGGUGACCUUCCAAUGAAUGGAGAUAUAAACCACAAAUGCAAUACAAACUUCAUGCGAAAGAUCCCACCAGGAGCCGAAGCGUCUAAUAUUUUAGUGGGCGAAGUAGAUUUCUUAGAAAAAACGCUAUCUGCAUUCGUUAGACUGAAAACUGGAACAAUAAUGGGCGAUUUGACAGAAGUCCCAGUACCGACUAGAUUCAUGUUCGUAUUACUUGGACCGCCAAACAGUAACUCUAGUUUCCAUGAAAUAGGACGAGCAAUGGCUACUCUAAUGUCUGAUGAAAUAUUCCAUGAAGUCGCAUACCGAGCUAAGAAACGAGACCACCUUUUGGCUGGUAUAGAUGAAUUUCUUGAUGCAGUGACAGUUCUACCACCAGGGGAAUGGGAUCCAGCUAUCCGUAUUGAACCUCCAGCUGCCAUACCCUCCCAAGAUCCUCGAAAGCGGCCAAAUGAUAAUCACCCAAAAGAAGAAUUAGAUGAGGAAGAAGAGGAACAGAGACAGAGGGAAGAAUCAGGUUUAGCUAGAAGUGGAAGACUGUUUGGAGGUCUAAUAAAUGACCUCAAAAGAAAGAUGCCUUGGUAUUGGUCUGAUUUUAAAGAUGCAUUGGCGAUACAGUGUGUUGCCUCGUGGAUAUUUUUAUAUUUUGCGUGCUUGUCGCCUAUAAUUACUUUUGGAGGAUUAUUAGGGGAAGCUACUGGGAAAAAUAUGGCUGCAAUGGAAUCAUUAAUAUCUGGGUUUGUCUGUGGGAUGGGGUAUGGGUUUUUUUCAGGUCAACCACUAACAAUUUUAGGAUCAACCGGCCCAGUAUUAGUAUUUGAAACAAUCGUAUUUGAAUUUUGUCGCCAGAUUGGUUGGAACUAUAUGUCGUUCAGGUUUUGUAUCGGAACGUGGAUUACGAUAAUUUUGGUUAUAUUGGUGGCUAUCGAUGCCAGCGCAUUUGUCUGCUAUAUAACAAGGUUUACUGAAGAAAAUUUCGCCACAUUGAUUGCAUUUAUUUUCAUUUACAAGGCGGUAGAGAAUGUGAUAUCAAUCGGCAAAAAGUACCCUCUUAAGACACGCCCCGAUGAAGUUCUCAAUUAUGAGUGUUAUUGUUUGCCAAGCAAUUACUCCAAAGUGCCGGAGCAGUUUAAUUGGACUUCGGUAGACAAAGAGUCUUGUCAGCUCUAUAAUGGGACAUUAGCCGGCGGCGGAUGUGAUACAAAAGUGUACGUUCCUGACGUAUACUUAAUGUCUAUAAUUCUUUUCCUGGGUACUUUCACCAUAUCUAUCAUUUUAAAGGACUUUAAGAAUUCCUUGUUCUUUCCAUCCAAGGUUAGACAAAUCAUCAGCGACUUUUCAGUUAUCAUUGCCAUUUUAUCUAUGUCCCUUUUGGACUACAAAGUGGGUGUAAAAACUCCAAAAUUGGAAGUACCAUCAGAAUUCAAACCAACAUUACCCUCCAGGAACUGGGUCAUCACUCCUUUCAGUGGAAACCCACUUUGGUCAGCCCUAGUGGCAAUACUACCAGCUCUACUGGGAACUAUCCUAAUAUUCAUGGAUCAACAGAUUACAGCUGUUAUAGUGAAUCGUAAGGAGAACAAAUUGAAGAAAGGAUGUGGAUACCAUCUGGAUUUGUUCGUGCUGGCAAUUUUGAUACAGAUAUGUUCUGUGAUGGGCCUUCCUUGGUUUGUAGCAGCAACUGUCCUCAGCAUCAACCACGUCAAUUCUUUGAAAGUGGAAUCUGAAUGUGCUGCUCCAGGAGAAAAGCCACAAUUUUUAGGAGUUCGUGAACAGAGAGUGACUCAUAUAUUAAUCUUCUUGAUGAUUGGAUGUUCGGUGGUUCUGACGCCUGUGCUCAGUCACAUACCUAUGCCAGUACUGUUUGGAGUUUUUCUGUAUAUGGGAGUAGCGUCGCUGAAGGGACUACAGUUCUUUGACAGAAUCUUGAUAAUGUUCAUGCCUCAGAAAUAUCAGCCGGAUCACAUGUUCUUGAGACAGGUACCAAUCCGUCGUGUCCAUAUUUUCACAACGAUCCAGUUAACAUGUUUGGUCUGUCUCUGGGUUAUCAAAUCAUUUUCGAUGACCUCGAUUCUCUUCCCACUGAUGCUGGUGGUGAUGAUUGGCAUCAGGAAGGCUCUAGACCUGUUCUUCACACGAAGGGAAAUGAAAAUACUUGAUGACGUGAUGCCAGAAAUGACGAAGAGGAACCAGGAUGAACUGCGGGAGCUCGGCGAUGCGGAGGAAGCCACAAAAAGCAACCCGCCGCCGUACCAGGAGAAUCUACAGAUACCUCUCAUCAACGGGAAUAUCAUGAACAUACCGUUGACAUCAAUAAAUAUCUCGGAGGAAGUAAACAAAACCGGGAUAUGGAAACAAGUCAAUAAUAGUAACAAAAUGAAAAAAGAUAUGAAGAAUAAAACUGGAAAGAAAAAUAACAAACACAAGAAAUUAAUAAUGUCAAAAAAUGCACAAACUGAAAUCGAGAGGAGACUAUCUACGAUGGACGAGGUGGAAGAAGACGACUCAUCGACAAAGAAUGAACACGUAAGGCGCAAAGAUUCGUGGAGCAGUGGUUUAAGAAAAUCAGAUUCUAGAAAAGGUAGCUCUUCAGCUGAAACUUCGGUCUAAUCCUAGAUCUAGAACAAAUCUAAGUCUAAAUCUCAUUUAUAUCUAUCUACUCUUAACACAUUACCGUCAUAUUAUGUAGUGUUUAAGGAAAUUGGCACAAAGUGUGUUGAAAUAAAUUAGUAAGUAUACAUAUUAUAUGGUAUUGUACUGGUUUUUUUAUUAAGGUUUAUUUUGUAUGCCAAGAUGGAUUGUAAUAAAUCUUGAAUUGGAAUGUACGCUGUGUACUGUACUAAAAAAAUAUUAGACACGUAUUUUUCAUUUUGUCGUAUAUGAGAAAAAUAUAAUACUUAGAUAAAAUUAAUCAAAGUUUACGAAUGGGGGAGCAAAUCACGUAAUUAUAAAAUGUACCUAGAAGUGAUGUCACACGAUAUUUCAAAUCAAUAUAGCGUCGAAAGUAUUUGUUUCUGUAAGAAAAUAAAAAAUACGUGUCUAAUGUUUUAAAAUUAUCUACAAGACGGACAUUAAAAUAAAUAUUAGUCAUCUACCCUAUUUUCUACAAAAGUCAAUCUUUCUAGGCAUACAAAAUGAUCUAAAGGUCGAAGUUUUUUUUUAUAAUAACUAUCGUGAGAUAUACUAAAAAUCACGGUUUACUCACGUAAAUUAAUGGAUAAUAAUCAGUAGGUUGCGCGACGUCACCGCGUCUGCGCACGCUGCUCAUGAUGAAGAGUCCCUCUGUGACUCGAAACUAGUAGAGCUUUUUUCUAUUAAUUUACGUGAGUAAACCGUGAUUUUUAGUUCUUUUUCUUAUUUUUUUCCAUGUCCUAUUGAUAGAUUGCUGUGUAAUUAGUAUUAGGUCGUAAAAAAUAAUUUUAAUGUCAAUAUGCAAUAGUUUGUUACAUGUGUAGAUAUUUGGGAAACCUUUGGAAAUCUCAAGUCAGUAUUAAAGUAAAUAAACAAUACUAAUAUCCGUCUUAGACAUUUUCUAAACCAAUUUUUAAAUAACUUUAGUGAUAAUGAUUUAUUGAAUUCUUGUGGAAAUACUCGUAUUUCAAAAUGUUUUUAGUUGAUAUUAUUAGUUUUAACUUUUAAUUUGUUUAUAUUUAAAAAAUUAGGUGAAAUCUGUUUUAAUUUUAAUGUCCAGUACUUUGUGACCUAUUCCUUCGUCCUUUGAAGACAUUUAAUAAGAGAAAAAUAAUAAAAAAAGUUUAUAGAAUCAUAAAAAAAAAUUAAAACGAAGUGCCAAUAGAGUAACACCAUUAGUUUUUAGAUAAUCUGUACAAUUAAUACCAGGAUAGGAUUUGUAGAUGUCGCCAAAAUAGGUUUUUGAAAUAAUUGUUAUUAAUGAAAAAAUAUUAUUAUUUUCUAAGUAGGUACGUACAGAACGGCACAUCAAGCUAUACUUCAAACUUCAAUAGAUUUUCAACUAUAUUGUUUUGUAAUAAAGCAGAAAAUGUAUUGAUGUAAUUUGACAGUUAAGUUUUAUGUGCUGGGCUCUGUACAAUCGACGAGUUUGAAUGGUGACCCACUAUAAGCUUAUUUUCUUACAUACAUUCACCUAUAGAUACAAAUAUUUCCUUAGUCCAAACUUGGUCUUUGUUAUUUUGUAAUAAAAGUGGGUCACGAUUCAAAUUUUCGACAGUAUAUUUAUGUUAUUUUUUAAAUAUUUCGUAAGUACAUAGAGUAGUUUCACAAUGUUAUUGAUUAUUGUGUAAAUUAGACCUAAUAUUCAAUUAUGUGAAUCGCGAGUCAGGUAAGCUAUUGAAUAGUUCACAAUUUUAGUGUACUUUAUUUCAUCAUUUAAUUAAUUUCAUGUUAUUAUGAAACUGUGUAGUAUAAUUUGUUAUAUUUUCUGUGAUUAAAUUGUUGUUUAUUUAUUUAUAAAUGCUUAGUGUCGUAUUUUCUAGUCCUACGAUCGUAUGAAUCUUUAAUGAAAUAUGGAAAAAUAUCCAACAAGAGCGAAUCAACAAUUUUGCAUCAGUACAUGAUCAACAGUUCACUGCUGGACUAUUGGGCCUCCUAAACAUAAGAGAAAUAUGUAACGUGCAAAAUUGUAUGAGAAAUAGAACUUCAAAUAUAUGUAUGUACUUAACUUAUGUAGACAUUUCUAGAAAACUUUUCAACUGCACUCUUCAAUCAAUACUAUCCCAAUUUCUCCCUGUAAUCUCAUCUAUGUAUCUUCUAGAAUAAAAUAGCAAUAGAUAUAAGUAUUUAAAUAUAAGCAAAACAAUUAUUAUUUGUACCUGGGGCGUUUGUUACGAUUUGUAUCGUUUUUGGAAUAUAUUUGUGGAGUGUUAUGAAUAAAUGGGUUUUUUAUAAAUGUA